Molecule: messenger RNA, 16242 nt
Organism: Cavia porcellus (domestic guinea pig)
Lineage: Eukaryota; Metazoa; Chordata; Mammalia; Rodentia; Caviidae
Gene: Xylt1
Product: xylosyltransferase 1
Exons: 11
Coding region: 7625-10138 (837 amino acids)
Biological process (GO): heparan sulfate proteoglycan biosynthetic process; chondroitin sulfate proteoglycan biosynthetic process
Cellular component (GO): membrane
Molecular function (GO): protein xylosyltransferase activity
Source: RefSeq, a predicted model, not a curated record
GGGAUAGGAGAGAGUAACAUUUACAUUACUAAAAGAUAUUGCUGGAGCCAUGAGGAUUGGCAACAAAUCUGAUGCAGAAAAUGAGCAGUGAAUGGAAGAGACAAGUGAUGUUUUACAAAGUGUAUCUAAACCAAUCCAUUUGUUGCUUUGCUUAUUCAAUAGACAGCUUUUGGGCCAUGCAGAGACCAGGGAAGCUGAGUGCUGGAUGCUAAGGGUAAGCAGUGCACAAGACAGGAAAUCUUCUGCUGAUGAAGCAUCCCUUCCUGAUGGAGGAGUCAGAUGGGAAAUAUACAAAUGAAUGUGUCCCUAAUUUCAAGCAGCAAAAAGUAAAUGGGAAGAAAACAGGCAUGUUUGUGAGAGUGGGAAAGGUGGAAGAUAUACAUUCAGCAAAGUGUCUCUCAGGAGCAGAGAUCUGAGCUCAGUACAGAAGAUCUAAAUUGCCAGUUUACACACUAAAGUGUUACUUACUCCUGCUAAGACACCGUAAGAAUAGUGUUCUGAAACUUUUGCGUAUUAUGACUGGGUUUCUUUAAAAAUAAUGCUGGUUUUCCGUACAGUCGGUGAAAGUGUUGGCUCCUUCAAUGUCCUUGCAUUGUUAUUAUGCAAAGAUGAAUAAGGAGUUACUUUAUCAGGGAAGUGUGAAGAAAGAGGAAUUUAAGGAGCUUAAAAUCAGGGCUAUCUGCUCACACUCCGUCUAUUGGUAACCUUUUGAUAGAUCAAAGGAGUUUCAGGUCUUAGCAAUGUUAUGCCCACAUGGGGGCUGAUAUCAGAAAUCCUGAUAAUAGUUGUCAUUAGCUAAUUAAUGGACUGGUACUCAGCUGAACUCCAACUUUAGUAUCAACCAGUAGCUCUCAACCAGGGGGACUUUGCCGCUUAAGGACCAUUUGGCUAUGAACUGAGAUGUUUUUGACUGUUACAACUUGUAAACACAAGGUGCUACAGGCAUCUAUGGGUAGAGGUCAGGAAAGCUACACAGGAGCAUUAGGAAAGAAUUAUUCAGCCUCAAAUGUCAGUUAUUUCAAGCUUGAGACACUGAUGUGUAACCUCAUUUGCUCUGCAGUAGCUCACCUACAGACAUUUCUAGCCACAUAGUGAUGGGUUCCCUAGUAUUUUCUUCUUUAUGUUUAAAGGUCACCUUCUCUGGUUAAGGUCAGACCUUAUUUAGAUGACAGGUUCUGCCUGCGACAGGUUCAUUUUCAGCAUAUCUGAGUCUGCAUUGACAAUGACUCUCUGCACCCAGUAACUAUCAUACACAUAAAUAUGUGCUCGGCAUCUUUAACUAGUGAGUUUUGUGGAUAGUUCUAGAGAAAAAAUUUCAUCAGAAGAGAUGAUUUCCUGAGAGAUUUAUGGCUCGAUAGUACAUAGAAUAUACAGUGAUUUUAAAAAGAACUAAAUUCAGCUUGGGGUAUAGUUCAGCGAUAGAGCUUUGCCUAGUAUGCGUGAGACUCUGGAUCCCAUCCUCUGCACUGCAAAAUAAGUAAAAAUAAAAAUAAAAAUUCAGUUUCCUUGUGGGGGUACUGAGGGACUUGGCCUUCACUUUUGCUCUGGACUAUAGGCGUAGAUUUCUUUGAGCAUCUUGUUUUUAGGCCUUUUCUCUUUCAGGGCCAGACUGUAUCUGCUUUUGUGAGAACUUUCUCUGGAAACUCUUCCCCAGCUCACAGGAUUAAAUAAAGUAAUAGCUGCCUCCUUACCUCUCUUCCAGCUCUGGGCUUCGAUUAACCUUUCUCUCCGCAGAGAGCGGUUUUUGGAGUAAUCAGGGAGCUUCUGAAUGGCUCUUACCUGAAUCUCCAGCCCAUUAAUUCUUAUGGUGCCCAGCAUCUGUUGAGAGAAGGCAAGACCAAAUUGCUUCUCAGCCCAGCAGCAUACUUUGGGCAGCUGCUCCUCUCUGGGGCAGAUUAGGCUGGUUUGUGGACAGGCCAGGUCACUUUACCAUGAUUUUUUUUUUCCACUGGCUCUGAUUUUCUGGGUCUUUAAUUAGCCCUGUUGGAGGCAGGGAGGUGGCUGGCUGGACCGUUGCCUGGGCAGGGACUUGGCUUGCUUAACAGGGAUGCUGCGCUUGGACCAGGGCUCCAUUCUGUGGGGAGGAUUUGUGGUUCUGAGGCUAUGGACUCCUUUCUCGUUUGUAUGACUCAGGGUGAGGAAUAUGAGACAGCAUUCCGCAAAUAGCCAGCAAGUUCCCCAAAGCACAGCCAGCCAAAGGCAACGUGUCGAAAAAUAGAUUGCGUUGAAAUCACUACCCCUUUAUUCUUGGUGGGACCAGACUUUGCCUAAGACUUUGGAUGUCUGAAUUUAACCCUUAGCUGAGAACAUUUAUAGUUACUGUUUGUGUCAACCAUGAUCACAUUCUUUGGCUAUACUCUAUGUUUAUUUUAAGAUGAGAACUAUAUAUUAUAUGUGUCUUAUAAAUCUGGUACUUUAAGCUAGCUUUCACUAAAGCAUAUAAUACAUGCUAGAUACAGUUCUAAGAAAGAUUUUUUUAUGUGGGUCUUCUCAUUCAUAUCUUACUGUCCCAUAUGGAGUGUGUUAUUAUCAUCCCCAUUUUACAGUUCAGAACUUGAGGCCUAUGGUUUUGUGCACAGCAGGUGGAAAAUGGAGCAGGAUUUGAAUUUGGCAGUUUAGAUUUCACUGUCAGGAAACUAAUCACAGCCCCACUUUACAGAUGAGACCAGAGAGACUAAGUUUCCUUUUAACAUAGUCAGUGGUAAAGCCUGGCUCCAGCCAGGUUACAAAUGAAACUUGUUUCCCUUACUGCUUGUUGCUAAGAGUCCAUAACAAAAAAGAUAUAAACAUAGGCUUGAUGCAGGUAUUGAUUCAGCAUGGGUACGGAUUCCUUGUAGAUUAGAUGUUGAGGUAGAUCCAGUACAGUUAUUUGUACAAAUGUAAAUUUGACUAGAUACAGAAACAGAUACCUCUAGUUAAAUGUAGAUGUAGAUCUAAAUUAGAUAUGUUUAUAGAUAUGGAAUAGAUUAGAUAUAGAUAUAGAUAUAUGAAUAGACCACAUAUGGAAUAAAUACAGAUACAGAUAUAAUGGUUUGGAUAAAACAAAAAUUCCAAAAGACUCUUUGAGUUCAGCAAUGAAGCCUUGGGGAGGAAUUUGAUUAAAGGGGUGCUAUAUACUUUAGCAGAUUAACCCAUUGAUGAGUUUAUAGCUGAAUGAGCUGUUACAAGGUGGGGCCUGGUUGGAGGGGUACACUUUGAAGAACAUACCAUGUCCCCCGCUCUUUCCGCUCUGAUCCUGUCUCUGCUUUUUGGCUGCCAUGAGUUGAGCAACUGUCCUCUGCUUUGUCUUUCACCAUGGAUCAAAAGCCAUGGAGCCGGCCAACCAUGGACUGAAACUUCUGCAAGCAUGAACUAAAAUAAACCUUUCCUCCUCCAACUUGUUUAUCUUGGGUAUUUUGUUGCAGUGAUGGAAAUCUGGCUAACAGAUGCAGAUUAGGUGCAGACAUGGAUCGCUCAGAUGGCCGCCCACAGCAAAUGGGUUGGAAGCACAUGUCCCUUCAUGUUACUCCAGCUGGGGCUCCAGGCUGUGGCCGGGUCUGUCCUGCUCGCAGCCCACAGAACAAUGGCACCCUGGGGUAACCCUCUAGCACAAAGCGUCAUCCCCAUUCACAGCAGGCACUGAGGCAGAAGCCCAGGGAGUUGCCAGCUGAGUGACAAGGCACUGUCACUGGAUUUGCAGAGACCUACGAGUAUCAGAAGGCACCACUGAUGUUUGGCAUCAGUGUUACAUGUACCAGGAUCUUGAGGCUUAGGUUUCUUCUCCAUGGGGUUUUCAAGGCAGGGCUAUGCACACUGGGGAGUUUAAAGAGAUUUUCUAGUGCUAGAAAGUUGGGGUUGGGUUUGUGGGUUCUGGAUCCCGGGGUAAUUCACUUAAACAAAUCCCUUUCACACCAGAUCCCUUUCACAGAAGUCCAGGUGUGGGGGGGCCUAAACUUAGAUGGUGCCUAAACUGGUGCCACUGGAGAGCCACGGAGGAUUGCAGUGCUGCUUGCUCUACUGCUUUCUGUGUGCCUAACUGUUCUAAGUGCUUCAUAUGUGUGACCCUAUUAAUCACAUCAUCCCUGGGGCGAGGACUCUGUCCCUUCCUUUUAAGGUGAAGAUAUUGUGUCAUCAAAAGGGUAAGGACCUUAUUCACAACCUUCAAGAUCCUGAAUGGCAGAGGGUCCAGCCCUCUUGUGUAUCUUUGGAGUGACUCAUGCAUUAUGUAAGAAAACCAGACACAGACAGCUGAACCAGUGCUGGUCCUUCUGCACCCUGACUCAUUGUGCUGCUGAAAGGCCCUCCUCUGGAGCGGCCAGGCCCUCAGAAACAUGUGGUUCCUGCUGACUGUAGGUUGACAACUUAGGUGGAAGAUCAAUAGUUAUACCUGGCUUCUUCGUAUGUCUGUCCACUGGCUGACUCCCAUUAAAUCCCUGGCCCCAUCAGACCCCUCUCUGCCCUUUCCUUCCUUCUCUGCCCCUAGUUGGACUUCGUCAUCAUGGACACUGGAGGUGCUGGCAGGGUAUGGAAGGAGGUGCAAUUGGGAAAAAAAAAAAAAAAAAAAAAGAAUUGGAUACUUUUCAGUGGUUGACUUUGUCCUUGAGAGAACCACAAUUUUUGCCCCUCUCAUAGCGACAGCUAUUUUUUCCUCCCCUCCAGGCCCAUGAUGGUGACAGCUCUCCCCUAUUGCUGGCCUGAGCUACAACAUCUCCCUUGAUGUUCCUUAUGACACUUCUCUGUAGCAUUUUAUUGAUGAUACCUUAGUAGGACAACAAUCUCUCUUAAUCUCUCUUUCUGUCUCUGUCUUUCUCUCUCACUCAGUCUGUCUCCCUCUUUUUCUCUAGUUUGAGAUCUUCCCUUUGAUGAUGUAGUACUGCCAAUGGGACUUUUCAGGAUGAGUCACUAUCCUUCUUGCCAUGUUUUGAUAAAGCAUCAAGUCUUUCCACUGGGAGCAAGGCCCAGACGGAGUCCAGGGGAGUGUGAAGCUCUUUGGAGGGAACCUGCAGAGUUUUCUGGAGGGAAGAUCUUAGCUGUUGUUCUAUUUGUGACAAUUUCAUUCUAAAAAUGGAGCCAAGAAACCAACAUGCUGAACAGUCCUGUGCUAACAAAAGUAUCUGAGCACCAUGGAUGUGCAGAGAUGCUCCAGGCAGGGGACAGCCGCUCCAAGAGUCUUGUCACUUGGUCACAUCCCUCUGUCUGUCAUAGCCAGAGGGCUCUGAAUGGCUUCUUCCUCCAGGGAGCACAGAGAUCUAGGGCAAGGAUGAAGGGUGUGGGGGAGGAGGAAACAGGCCUUCAGCAUCUUGCUGAGGGCCUGGCAUAGACAGGCAGGCAUGCAGACAGACAGGCUACAGACAGACAGACAGAGGCAGACAGGAAAGGCAGAUCAUUGCUGCCAGCAAGCAAAUCCUUCAUAGAUUCUCUUUUUCUUGUCCUCUGUCACACUCCAGGAAAUGGUAACUGUCCUAGCACUUCAAUCUGAUUUCUCAGAAGUGCCACCACCUCCCUCUGUGGCUUUGAGAGCCAGUGGGGAGGGUCAGUGUGUCACUGUUUCUCCAGCCCAAUGCACCUUUCCCUGCAGGGUUUGUUUCCUCUUGAAAAGGAAUGUCUUGUAGGUAAAUGACACCCUUUUUCUCUUCUUCUGAGAACUGUAGCUUCUGUCUGCCCCCUGGAAAGGGGGCAUCUAGGGAGAAGCAGAGGCUAGAUUGGUGGGGCCAAGGGCAGAAACAGUAUUACUGUCUUGCUAAGGAGAAAUCCAGCUAGCUCUGUGCCGGAAGGAAGAGCCUCCAACUCCAGAAAGGGCUAAAAGAGACUUUUUGGCUAGGUUACCAGUGUCCACAUGCUCUGCCCUAAUUAUAACCAGGCACCAGUUACAGGAGAGGAUGUAAUCCUCUCAUUACAGGGCCCUAGACCCAACGGAAUGCUGCAGGACUCCACCUGGCCAGCUGUGGCCUGUACAUGGGUUCUCUUUGGCCUGAGAGUAUAGUGGUUCUUUAGAAACUAUGGAGUUCUGGAGAAGGAGUUCUGAAAUCCUGGAAUUUAAAGCCACACCGAGUCUCCUGCCCCCAGCAGUGCUGUGGUGCAUCCUAUCUGCUUUUUAGGGGUGGGGUCUUUGGGGGAGUCACCUGAUCACCACAGCCCCCACCAGGCAUCCUGCCCUCCUUCCCUUCCUAGACAGGUGCCUGGCAUCAUGUUUGUCACAGCCUUAGGACACACAGGGUCUGAAGUUCUCUGAGUCUGACAUGUGCAGUGGACAAGGCCCCCCGUCUGCUCACUAGGCUCUGCAGGUUCAUUUCCAGGACCGCACCCUGUGGGGGCUAUGCUAGUGUGCUGUAAGACCACAAGCAGUGUCCCCAACCUCUACCCAGAGGGUGCCGGUGGUUCCUCCUGUUUCCCAAGAUGUCUCCAGACUUGGCCUAAAGUCCUCUGGGGAAAAAUCCCUGCCACAGCAUGAGAACCACUGAUCUAAGCUAAUGUAGCAUCCAGGGCCUGCAAAAGCAGCAGCUGCUGACUUUAGUAAUGAAAUAGUGCUGGUGACAUCUGUUUUUAGACGAUUGCCUAAAAAUAUCACUGGGUUUUGAGUUUUUGCUCCCAAGUGACCUCAUAUGGGCUGAGGUUCUACACACAUUUGUAUAUAUGUGUCAAAAGUUUUAGUGGGGCAUGUAAGGAUGACACAGAGGAAAGUUCUAAUGUUACAUUCAUUUAUUUAGCAGCACUGGGGAUUGAACCCAGGAUCUCACUGAGCUACAUUAGUAGCCCUUUUCUUAUUUUUUAUUUUAAUACAGGGUCUCACUAAGUCUCUUAAGUUGUUUAGGCUGGGCUGGAACUUGUGAUGCUCUUGCCUUAGCCUCUUGGAGUGCUGGGAUUACAGGCAUGUUUUGCUCUUUUUGUGAGUUUCCCCGUUUACAAAGCCAGCAAGACCUGAGGCAUAAAAAGUGAAGAUCCCUCCUCUCCCGGCAUUCACACACAAAUGCAUGUGCCACUUCUGGGCAUCCAGACCCUCAGGCCCAGUCACUUUUCUGCAACAGGCACUGGUUCGAGUUCUGGGCUUUGUCAUGGGUGCCCAGUCACCUUGAAGACUGCAGGGCUGGGGUUUGGCAGGGUGUCAGAUUUGCAUGGUUGCUGUAUCUCAGGAGGGUAUGGGCCUUUGUGACACCCGGAAAUUAUUUGUGGCUUUGGGGGUUGGCCCUGUAACGUAUUCAAACCCGGCUGCCGUUUAUUCCCCAGACUCUGUCAAAGAGUCCUGUGUACAGAGCAGUUGCUUAAGACAAUGGCUGCUGUGUGCCAUGCUGGCCAUGAGUUGUUUACACGGUCCUGCUGGUGAAGUUCCUCCCAUCCUGUUUUUGGAGUGUGGCAGGAUUGGAAACAGUUUAUUUUAAAAAAAAUUGGGCAAGGGGGACUUGAAGCCCUUUUGUAAAGUAUCUGUUUUUCAUAGUUGCUAUUAUCAACUGUAUCCUGUAUUAUACAUGAUUGAUCAUUUUGUUCAAUAUACAUCUAUCGAGUGACUACCAUGUGACAGAUACUGUUUUAGUGGCUGGAAAUCUACCCUCAAGCACCAUGCUAGUCUCUGUGCUCACGAGCUCACAGUGUGAAUGGACAUCACACGAAGAAGGUGUUUCUGUGCUGUGUCAGAUUGCGACAAGAGCUUAUGAAAGGAAGGCAGGGGAGAGGUGGACCGGGCCAGGAUGGCUACUUCUCUCAUCGACCCAAGGAAAAAGUGCGUACAGACAGCAACAAUGAGAACUCAGUCCCCAAAGAUUUUGAGAAUGUUGACAACAGCAACUUUGCACCCCGGAGUCAAAAACAGAAACACCAGCCAGAAUCAGCAAAGAAGCCACCAAGUGGACAGAAGCAGCGCUUCCAGAGGAAGCUAGAGUCACAGGACAAAGGCCAGGGACAUUCGGUUCUGGGGAAGGUCCCCAAUGAGGUGCUACCACCUGGUGAAAGGGCUGCCACCAACAGCAGCCAUAAGAAGGACACACCCAGACAGCCCCACUCGAGGAGGGGUGGUGGCAGCUCUCCCGAGACCAAGUAUGAACAGCCACCCAAGUGUGACAUCUCGGGCAAGGAGGCUAUCUCUGCCCUGUCUCGCUCUAAGUCCAAGCACUGCCGCCAAGAAAUUGGGGAGACCUACUGCCGCCACAAGCUGGGGUUGCUGAUGCCAGAGAAGGUGACUCGGUUCUGCCCGCUUGAGGGAAAAGCCAACAAGAAUGUUCAGUGGGAUGAGGACUCUGUGGAGUACAUGCCAGCCAACCCGGUCCGAAUCGCCUUCGUCCUGGUGGUCCACGGCCGUGCCUCUCGGCAGCUGCAGCGCAUGUUCAAGGCCAUCUACCACAAAGACCACUUCUACUAUAUCCACGUGGACAAGCGCUCUAAUUACCUGCACCGGCAAGUGCUCCAGUUCGCCAGGCAGUACAGCAAUGUCCGCGUCACCCCCUGGAGGAUGGCCACCAUCUGGGGGGGAGCAAGCCUCCUGUCCACCUACCUACAGAGCAUGCAAGACCUCCUGGAGAUGACUGACUGGCCCUGGGACUUUUUCAUCAACCUCAGUGCUGCAGACUAUCCUAUCAGGACGAAUGACCAGCUGGUAGCCUUUCUCUCUCGAUAUCGAGAUAUGAAUUUCUUGAAGUCACAUGGCCGGGACAAUGCAAGGUUCAUCAGGAAGCAAGGCCUGGAUCGGCUCUUCUUGGAGUGUGAUGCCCACAUGUGGCGCCUGGGGGACCGGCGUAUUCCCGAGGGUAUUGCUGUAGAUGGUGGCUCUGACUGGUUCCUGCUAAACCGGAAGUUUGUGGAGUAUGUGACAUUUUCCACAGACGAUCUGGUGACCAAGAUGAAGCAGUUCUACUCUUACACUCUGCUUCCUGCUGAGUCCUUCUUCCACACAGUCCUGGAGAACAGCCCCCAUUGUGACACCAUGGUUGACAACAACUUGCGUAUCACCAACUGGAACCGCAAGCUGGGGUGCAAGUGCCAAUACAAGCACAUCGUGGACUGGUGCGGCUGUUCCCCCAAUGACUUCAAGCCCCAAGACUUCCACCGCUUCCAGCAGACAGCCCGGCCCACUUUCUUUGCCCGCAAGUUUGAAGCCGUGGUGAAUCAGGAGAUCAUUGGGCAGCUGGACUACUACCUGUAUGGGAACUACCCGACAGGCACCCCAGGCCUGCGCUCCUACUGGGAGAACCUGUACGAUGAGCCUGAUGGAGUCCACAGCCUGAGCGAUGUGGCACUCACUCUGUACCACUCCUUUGCACGCCUGGGCCUGCGAAGGGCUGAAUCCUCCUUACACACAGAGGGUGAGAACAGCUGCAGAUACUACCCAAUGGGCCACCCAGCAUCUGUCCACCUCUACUUCCUUGCUGACCGCUUCCAGGGCUUUCUGAUUAAGCAUCAUGCUACCAAUCUGGCCGUGAGCAAACUCGAGACCCUGGAGACAUGGGUGAUGCCAAAGAAAGUCUUCAAAAUUGCAAGUCCCCCCAGUGACUUUGGGAGGCUUCAGUUUUCUGAGGUCGGCACAGACUGGGAUGCCAAGGAGCGGCUCUUCAGAAACUUUGGUGGUCUCCUGGGGCCCAUGGAUGAGCCAGUAGGAAUGCAGAAAUGGGGGAAAGGGCCCAAUGUGACCGUGACUGUCAUUUGGGUGGAUCCCGUAAAUGUCAUCGCAGCCACUUACGACAUCCUGAUUGAAUCCACUGCUGAAUUCACCCACUACAAACCCCCUUUGAACUUGCCCUUGAGGCCUGGGGUCUGGACAGUGAAAAUCCUUCACCACUGGGUGCCCGUCGCAGAGACCAAAUUCCUCGUUGCACCUUUGACCUUCUCAAAUAGGCAGCCAAUCAAACCAGAGGAGGCAUUGAGGCUGCACAAUGGUCCCCUCCGCAGUGCCUACAUGGAGCAGAGUUUCCAGAGCCUGAAUCCCGUCCUCAGCCUGCCCAUAAUCCCUGCCCAGGUGGAGCAGGCUCGGAGGAACGCAGCUGCUACAGGUGCAGCGCUGGAGAACUGGCUGGACUCACUAGUGGGCAAGAUGUGGACCGCUAUGGACAUCUGUGCCACAGGCCCUACCUCCUGCCCAGUGAUGCAGACCUGCAGUCAGACAGCCUGGAGCUCCUUCAGCCCCGACCCCAAGUCAGAGCUGGGGGCAGUCAAACCCGAUGGCCGGCUCAGGUAGCACUGGCCAUAUGUGGACCACAACAUAAUCUCAACAGGAAAGCGGCCAGAAAGACCCGAAGCCUGGCCUCCCACUCUGGGUGUACCUCCUGGCCAUAAAACAAUGGGAGAGGUGAGUUCCAAGGCCAGAGUGGAUCAGUCUGCAUUUGGCAAGCUGCCUUCUGGGGUGGGGAUGGCUCCGUGCCAGCACCAUGGUGGUCUCACCCCUUCUGGUUGACCCUCAACUCCUGCAGAUUCCUGUCUUCCCUUCCAAUGAUCUGUACCUGUCUCCCCACCCCCACCUCAACACGACUGAUCCUUAAACGUUUAUUUUCAGCAGCAGAACUUUGUUUACUCAGCUCAGUGGUAGGUAGAAAUUCAAGGUACAGGUAAAAUCUAGGCUGCUGUGGUUGAAGCUGAAAAGUGCAAGGUUUCCUCUAAGGCUCAUCCCGCUGGAGGUCCUUCUGCCAAGGGCAUCUCCUCAGGUCCCUCUCCUGAACCCAAGGGCUCUGCACAACCUAGUGUGAGAAACACUGCCCAGACUGAGGAUAUGAGCUUCAGCUGCCCUUCUGCUUCUCUCUCUGCUCCUUUGGCUGGGAACCCUUGGCCUGCCCUGACACAGCAGGCCACAGAAGGUCACAGGCUUAGGUCUCUCCCAAGGAAGUGGCAGGUUUGGGAAGAGUUCCAAGCCUCCCACCAGCCUCUCUCCCAUUGAGCUAUUCUUUGGGAUAAGUAGAAGAGCAGGAAAGCUGUUUGGCAAAGAUCUACUUGAGUGUGCGACUGGCAGCUGUCCAUGGGUCUAGGCCACCUUCCAUCCAGUCUGUUACAUGUGGCAGCAGAAAUGGGGUUGUUUUCGUGAGCGUGAGCCUCAUGUCUCCAAAAGGCUCAUGAGCUGCAAAACUGAGGCCACGACCUCCUUGGUCCUUGAAAGUGGGAAUCAUGGGAAUCAUGGCCACGAAACUCAUGAGAGUGCUUGGAACAAAGCUCCUGAGCUGGAUAGCACAGUAAUAACCAUCAUCUGCCAGAGCCCUUCUGUGCUGAGGUCAGGCCCCAAAGCCUUUGUGAAUCGCACAUUUGGUGCUGUUGGCAGUGACCAAACCCAUGGACCAGACUUCUCACAUCCAUUUCAGACUUGGUUCUCAAUUACAUGCCCUUCCUUUUCCAAGACGCCAAAAGGCCCAUAUGAAUAUGCAUCAUAAGAACAAUCAAGUUUCAAAAAUGUUUCUAAAGGUUAUUUAAAUUUAAAAAAAAUAUUCAAAUUGCUGAAAUUGAAGGGUUUCCUUCCCAUGUGCAUCUGACGGGCUACCCCCUACUUGUCUGGAGCACCUUUCCCAUAGUACCCCCUCCUCCUUGACCUCCACAUCCCCUGAAUGACAAGGUUCCCUGGGAAAAGUCACUCCUGUCCAUCUGAGGUGAGCCUGUCCUUGGCAUUUCCCAGCAUGGGUGUGAAUUUACUAUGGCCCACCUCAGUGGGCUGCCUGCUGAGCUGCCCUCUCCUGCCCAGCAAGGUAAGAUGUCCCACUGGCAAUAGAGGACGUAGAGAAGGGACACUAGAUAUUUAUUAUUUAAUAUGUUUUAGUCAAUGACUAAUUAGUAGGUGCUGUUUUUGCAGCUUGUCAUUUAUGUUAUCUUACUAACUAAAACUGCCUUUAUUCACGAAAGGCUCCCCUCCUCCUGUUUGUCUCCCUCUGUCUCUAUCUCUAAUUCUGUCUCUGUCUCUGUACGUCAGCCCUACAUUCUCCUUGUUUCCAGAGUAAAGCAGGGGUUUGGGACACCAUGAGAAAGCUUCAGCUGGCCUCAUCUAUCAGCAUGAAGUAGGUGCCUUUGGGACCUCUGGAGCCUCAUUUUUCCUUAUACAGAGCGUUAGCCUCAUCCGUCCACUCAAAUGUAAGAGUAUUGGAAUUCCUGAAGGCCCUUGUCCUGCCCAAGCAUAGAAAACUUGGGGAGAAGGCAGUGUGCUGACUGCAGAGAGCUGCAUGGAACUGUUUGCCUUUGGGGACUCCCCAUAGUCAACCUAACCAUGAGUCUUGAUAUGACACUGACAGACGGGAACAGGCUUCUUCCAAGUAGGUCAUGGGUCAUGGGACCCAGCUAGGAGAGACUAGGAGAUGGUAGUUAUCCACAGUGAAUUUAGGCCCUGAGUGACUUUCUCACAGGAUCUUUAAGUGGUUUUACAAACUACAAGAACCAUUAGUCCAGUACCACAUCUUCUUUCUGCCCCAGCCUCUGCUUCUGGCCAGGGCUUCUCUGAGGCUGCUGAGAUCUGGGCCCCGUGUGGAGAUGGGGUUUCCUCUUUACCCUCUUUGCUCAGAUUUUAGGGCUCUCUACUUUCUACAGUGUUAUUUUCAGUGGCUGCAGGAGCUCAGCCUUGGCAGGUCCCUGAAUACAAUGGGCAUUUCAGGCUCCAAGGCAAGGCCCCUCCUUUCUGACUUAUUUUUUCCAUUUUAGAACAAGUGAAGAAAUGGAAGAGGUGUCUUACUGUAGGCACAACCCUCCUCCCCCAGGCUGCCCUCCUCACUUGUCUACCAAUUCUGGGAGCUGGAAAGUCACAUCAGUAUUUCUUUGUCUCCUCUGUUUUUGGACCAGAGAAUAAUUUUGCAGAUGUUGCAUUUGAUAAGAAAAGAGAAUUCCAAACAACACCCAGCAUGAUUUGAGAAAAAUAGAUGCUUCUCAGGAAAACCAUUGUUAGCAAUUUUAUUUUUAAUACCUGCCUGAAAUAAUGUAUUUGUUGUAGGCAAUUGGUCAGGCAUCCUUGAGCUCUGGCUCAAGGAGAUCCCUCUCCCCAGAGCAACACUCUUUGGGAACCCUAGUCUUGUCUGUAGAGGCUGGAUGGGGUGGACAUUAACCAAAUCCCUAGAGUCUCUGGAAAGCUCAGAGGGGACACUUGAGUGUCAGCUUAUGGGGAGAAAGAAAUGUCCCUAGAUGUUGUUUGCCUCUGUUUCCCACUGAUUCAAUAACAUUUAGGAAGAAAAGAAUCUCAGAAAUUAGCCAGAGUUUCCAAAUCCCACUUCCCAAGUCGUGUGCAAAGCAGUAUGUCUCAAAGAGAAAGAGUGAUUUCUCAAGGUCCUCUGCUUUAAGAAGUGAGCUCCUUCCUUGCACUGGCAAAAGCCUUUCUGGUGGGAUUGAGAGUUCUCCUGGUUUUAUUUCUCAUUGUUGGUUUAACCUUUAAACUUCAUGUAGAGUUUGAAGAGAAUAAGGCAAAACAACCCCUAGCCUAGAGGGCUGGUUUAUCACUACUCUAGAUAUACAAAGACCCUUCUCCUGAUUCUUAGUUUGCAGAUACAUAAGGAGGACAUUGGCUGGAACUUAUCUCUGCCAAGAAGGUACAGAAUAGACAAGAGCAGUAACUUUCAGGUGGGAGAUAUGAGGAAGAAUGCCUUUUACAACCAAGUUCAUUGAAGAUUUGGGACACUAACUCCCCAGCAGCAUUUCAAGGCUGGGAAGUACACUGGGAACUGCUAUCGGCAUGCUCAGCUUUGAGCAUGCCAAGAAGGCUUGCCAGAUCACAGGGCCACUCAGUGCAGGAGUCAUGAGUGCUUACUAAGGACCAGGACACAAAUGACUGAAGAAGCCAUUGGUGCAAGACAAAGGGAGUGGUGGGGACUGGUCUUACUGGCACAUGUGGGGCCCACCAAGAAAGAACAGCUGCUACUCAGCUCCAGCCUGUCAUUGCAUUCGAGGAUACAAGCCUAUUGCAAUGGCAUCUUUCAAUUUGAUAUGAAAAGCCAGAAAAACAUAUGUUUACAGAAAAUAUGACCUUCCAAUGUUAGCUAUUUAACAGGGUGAGGAAAAAAAUCCCAUAGUUCCACUUAUACAUGCCCAGCAAACUCUGCUCUCUAGAGAGAUGGCUGCAAAUGAGGUGAGGUCUUGCCCAGUGGAAGGGAGGAAAAGAUCCAACACAAGGAUUAGCAAAAGAAUAAUUCUUGUUGGAUUUUUAAAAGAGGAAUUUCUAACUAGUCGUCCUAUACCCAAGAGCUAUUCCACACAGGAGGCUGUCCUGUUAGCUCUCUUAGCCCCAAGACAGUGUGUGCUAAAGGGAAACAGGAGGCCUUUGAUAUCCAGAGGGCCUUAUCUGCCUGGACCCUCAUCAUCCAGGACUCCAGCAUGCCAGGCAGAAGUGGCAAGGACAGGGUGCAGGACAAGGGAGUGCUGAGUGAAACAGCUGGACUCUCCUAAUCUUGAGUCUUGGUGAUCAAUCUGCCACCUCUGAAAACCUCUCCCAAAACCAAGUAGAACUGUACUUGUUCACAGGUUGUUCUCUUUGCUUCUGCCUCAGUUACCUGACUUUGCCCAUGGGUCAACCUCAGGCGCUACCUCACUGUGUCUGCUGAGAAAUUUACCGGAGGGGAGUGAAGGUGUCCAUGUCUGCUGGAGCUAAAUGUACAAUCUAUGCAAUCUCUCCCUCUCCCUCCUCCCUCUUCUCCUUCCUCUCUCUGUCUCUUUCUCUCCUUUCUUCCCUUCCUCCUUUCCUUCCUCUCAUUCUCUCUCUCUCUCUUUCUCUCUCUCUCUGUCUCUCCUCUCUCUCUCUUCUCUAUUCCUCCAUCUCUUUCUCUAACUUCGAAGUAUUAUCUUUAUACCCUGCAAACAAGAUACUGUAUAGGACCCUCUGGAGACAGAGGAGGGCUUUGAUGCACCACCCAUGUCUACCCCUCUCGUUGUCUUUGGUUCAGCUCUUGCCAAGCCCUGUGCAGGGAGACAAUGGCCUCUCUUCUCUCCCUGCUUGGCUGAAAAUUCUCCAACUGCCUCUGCCUGCAGGCACUGGGAAGCAGGCACCACACCUUGUUAUACUGUCCUGAUACUGUCUUCUUUCUGCAUUUUCCUCCAACUUGCUUCUCCUACCCAUACUUUCCAAAAAAGCCUUAGGUUUCUCCUUUUUGACAUGUGGCCUUAAAAUUAUUUGGGAAAGCUGAUGUCCUCUCCCUCUGAUCUUCACCACCGUUCAGAAGAAAAAGAGCAUCUUGAAGCCUUUUGCGGCAGACUCCUGAGUCAGGGGCUGCUGAUUUGUAGUUCACAGAUACAAUAGAAAUUGCUCACAAAUGUCAUCUUUAAGAAAAAUGCUCUUCUGUUUUUCCUAUGGGCAAAAUGGAGGCGCGAGAGCUCACAUGAACCUUAGCAGACUCCUGAAGCACUCUCUUAAAGAGCAUUGCUGUGAGGGGCUGGCUUCAUUACCAGCAGGGUGCUCACCAUCUUGGCUUUCCAAACCCCCCUUCCCCCCAAGACUGGGUGAUUUCAUGUACUUCAUCAAGGGUAAGUCAGGAGAGUUUCUCAAUUUAUCUCUUCGUCCUUCCUGGCUGAAAAGUAAUAGCAUUAAAUAUUCCCAGCGGAUGGGUCGAAUUCUCAAAGGGAUCAUCCCCUCCCUGCCUUCAGACUCCAUCCUUGAUCUUCCAUCAUUCUAGCACUGAUGGAGGCCAAAGACAACCCCAGGGUUUUCAUAGGAAAUUCACUGGAAUGGAGCGCAAUCAUCUUUGUAGUCUUUCUGUCUUCUUUUUAAAAUAUUAUUAUGUUGUCAAUAGCAUUUGUUUUAGAGGCCUCAUGAUAAAUUAUUACUGUCUCCCUCAUUGUUUUCAAAGACAUGCGGUGAUAUAGUUUUUAAAAAUAACUAUUUUGUUAUAGAUCAUAAUAUGCAUAAAACUGUACAGAAAUAUUUUGUAAUGUAUUGAUUUUAAAAAAAGAGAAUCUGUAAAUAAAGUUUUAAAAAAAAGAGAAAGUUCACAUGGCACACACUGAAAGAUGUAGAUAUUUUGCUAUUUAUUUAAAGGAGUACUUUAAGAGAGAUUGAACUAUCUGAAGUUGACCAAUAAUCAAAGUUCUAAUCACCUGAGCGCUUUUCCUCGAGGUAGAAUGUGAUUCUCAGAAACGACUGCAUUACCUGCCCAUUUUUGCACCCUUUCUGUCUUCAUUUAGCAGAAAAACAACAACUACAACAACAACAACAACAAAAUUGUGCCUUAGCUGUAUUUUUUGUCUAGGGGAGUUUGUUUCUGUCUGACAAAGCAAAAUUUUUUGCAGAAAAGUGGAUGUAUUAAAACUGUAUCAUACCAAAAACACUGCAGGUGUAUAUAGAUGCUUUCUGUCAUACUGUGUUUUCAGAUGCAGAAUUUUAAAAUAAAAAUUGUCUUUAUGGAA